Epinephelus fuscoguttatus (brown-marbled grouper) is the source of this 4039-nucleotide messenger RNA. Its product is annotated as ubiquitin carboxyl-terminal hydrolase 2-like. Gene Ontology annotation, cellular component: cytoplasm. Gene Ontology annotation, molecular function: cysteine-type deubiquitinase activity. The record is from RefSeq and is a predicted model, not a curated record. Gene Ontology annotation, biological process: protein deubiquitination. NCBI's taxonomy places the organism in Eukaryota, Metazoa, Chordata, Actinopteri, Perciformes, Serranidae. The coding region runs from base 241 to 1452 and encodes 403 amino acids. The transcript is spliced from 12 exons.
CCAACACACACUCAACUGCGUGUGUUUUCUUCCAGCACAGACAGGUAGUGCACAGGUGCGGGACAGAGACAGAGACACCCACAACCCGCACACACAGCAGGACGACACACAGCCUGACUGCCUAUCGAUCGAUUACUAAUUGAUUAGUGACUUGAGCCUGUCAGCAGGAUCUCACUGUGUCCAGCUGCAUUGGAUCACACUACCGUCCCGGUGUCGGACACAACAUUCAACAGCGCUGCCAUGCCUUCUCUGCGACACUCGUACACGGUGACGGUACCGGAGGAGCCGGCCGCUCUCCCCACAGACAAGCCCGAGCUGCGGCGGAAGAGUCCGUCGUUGUCCCGGUCCAAACUGGUGUCCACGUUCAUGGGUCUCAUCAUCAACCAGGCCAAGCACAAAGGUCCUCAAGGCCUGGUGGGACUGAGGAACCUGGGCAACACAUGUUUCAUGAACUCCAUCUUACAAUGCCUGAGUAACACUCCCGAGCUGAGGGAUUACUGCCUGAGAAACGUCCAUCGCACAGACCUCAACAACAACUGCAUGACGAACGCCGCUCUCAUGGAAGAGUUUGCCAAGCUGACUCAGAGCCUGUGGACGACUGUGAACAACGAGGCCAUCAGUCCCUCUGACUUCAGGAGCCAGAUCCAGAGAUACGCUCCCAAAUUUGUGGGCUGCAAUCAGCAGGACGCCCAGGAGUUCCUGCGUUUCCUACUGGACGGCCUCCAUAACGAGGUGAACAGAGUGACAGUGCGACCGAAGGUGUCUGUCGAGGACUUUGACCACCUCUCGGACGAUGAAAAAGGGAAGCGGAUGUGGAACAUGUACUUGGAGAGAGAAGACAGCAAAGUAGUGGAUCUGUUUGUUGGUCAGCUGAAGAGCUCUGUGACCUGCACCGUCUGUGGCUUCCGCUCCACUGUGUUUGAUCCAUUCUGGGACCUAUCCAUACCUGUUGCACAGAAGAGCACAGGCGAAGUGACUCUCAAAGACUGCUUGAGGCUCUUUACAAAAGAAGAUGUAUUGGACGGAGAAGAGAGACCGACGUGCAACAGAUGCAAAACCAGAAGGAAAUGCACCAAAAGAUUCAGCAUUCAGAAGUUCCCUCAGAUCCUCGUGCUUCACCUGAAGCGUUUUUCAGACUCCAACAUCCGAACCAGCAAACUUUCCACGUACGUCAACUUCCCUCUCAAAGAGCUGGACCUGCGGGAGUUUGCCUCAGAGAGUGGUGAGCGCGCUGUGUAUAACCUGUACGCAGUAUCCAACCACACGGGAAACACUUUGGGAGGCCAUUACACAGCCUACUGCAAGAACCCGACGCUAGGAGAGUGGUACAACUACAACGACGCCAGGGUGAGUCCAGUGUCCUCCAGUCAGGUUCGCAGCAGCAACGCCUACGUCCUCUUCUACGAGCUGGCCCCCACCCCACACAGCAAAUAUCAGACGUGUCGACUCUGACGCCGUGGAGGAGUUGACAAGCUGCACUGAACUGCUCUCAAGAAUGGAGUCAGACACUGCCUGCUGCGAGGGAGCUCCUCCUGGUGGAGAGAGUCCUGCCAUUACAGACUGUGAAUAUGGAGCACAAAGACAGAGAACAAAACGCCAUCUGACCUUCCACUCAGUGUGUUUUUGAGAAAAGGGUGGAUGUGAAAGCACAUUCGAACUAAAGGAUGUCAAGCUGAGCUCACAAGUUGAAUGGAACUUAAGUGACACUGGGAAAAUACUGUUAAAAGGGUGUGGAAAUUCAGCUCAAGAGGCAGCUGUUAGUCCAAUUAAAAUGCCUUUUUGGACAUCAAGAAGACCACCUUCACUCUAAGAAAAGACAUUUUACAGCUGUGCCUGGACCUGAAUCUACACCCACUUAGUGGAUUUUUUUUUUCUUUUUUAAUGUACUUUGAACAUGGACUAUUAACCUUAAGGACAUUACUGUGUGAUGACAUUGCAGAGAUUUGCCUGACAUAGCAACUGCAAGACCUAAUUUAUUCUAUUUAACAUAAUGCCAGUAACUGAAAGCGCAUACUGUAUAUGUCAUUGAACAAAGCCUUAUGGUUUCCUCUUAGAACAGUGGAAAUCCACUACUGGAGUGAGGAUGUUUUAUGUCAGAGCACAUAUUAUUUUUGUACAGUAUUUAUGGACAGCACAGUGAAUGUAACUGUACUGUGGGAAAGCCAGACAUACCAAAGCAGCUGUAUAAAAAUGCAUCAGCAAGACUUCUUUCAGCAAUAAUGCUGCUGAUUUUACAUCCAAGUCAAUUCAGAGAAUGAUUAGAAUUUAAAUAACUCAUCAUGAAGAUCUGGCAUGAGAGGGUAAUACCCACAGACCUCAGAGAUGUCAUCCUUUGUAAAAAGUGAGGCAUGACAGAGUGUGGAAACUACAGGGGCGUCUCACUCCUGUCCCCAACUGGGAAGAUUAUUGCCCACAUUUCUUUCAUGAGACUCCUCCCAUUAUCAGAAGAAGUCGUCCCUGAAUCAUAGUGCAGUUUCCGUCCUGCCUGUGGUACAACUGACCUGAUCCUCCAAGCUAGACAGUUACAAAAAAAUGAAAGGAAACAAAACCAACCAAUAGAACUGGCCUCCAUCGACCUUACCUAAGCAUUCAACUGCUGCUCAACUCUUUUGAGACCAAGAUCUUUCACAUAUCCAUCGUGUGCUGCAGUAUGCAGACGAUAACAUCAUUAUAGUCCACACAUUUAAAGAUCUUCAGUGCAUACUUUAUUCCUUUACCUGGGCGUACUAACUCCUUGGUCUGGCCAUGAACAUCAUGCAGAUCUCCAUCAGUUCCCACCAGACUCCUCCGCAACAAUACCAAGCGACAGUAGCUCCUUUUACACCACCUGUUCAAGGUGGGAAUGUUGCUCCAUUAUUGCGCAUUGUCAUUCAGUCCCAGAAUGCGGGGAAGGAGUUGUCUGGCCUUUAAGCCGGCAGCAAAGGUAGUAACAGCAGAACCCUGGAAUGCUUUCUAAAAUUAUAGAGUGGGGCUGCAUUAUGCUUGCAUUUUUUGGUUCUGUGUAAAAAAGCAAAGCCAACAUAGUAAAGGGUUUUCCUUGCCUCCCAGUCAUGGGAUCUCUGUAAAAAAAAAAAAAAAAAAAAAAAGAAAAGAAAAAAAAAGUGUGAACCUUGAAAAUGUGGACCAGGUCCUCUACCUUGGAAGUCACCUCUUCUCAUGAGCAGACAUUGGCCAUGAGGUACACCAGCACAUCUGCUGUGCCAGUGGGGCUGUUGCAAAGCUCCAUAGAAGAGUAUUUGAAAGCUCUGACUUGCUUGUAAAGGUCUACAAAGCAGUUAUCUUGCCCACUCUUUUAUACGGUGACAUCUGGAGUAAGCAUAUAAGAGUCGUGAGAGACAUUAAGUCCUACCACCAGAGAUGCCUACAAAAACUCUUGCGCAUCAGCUGGAAGGAGAAGCACACUAAUGUCAGUGUUCAUUAGUAGGCAACCAUUGACAGAAUUGCCACCAACAUUAUUUGACACCAGACAAGAUGGACAGGCCAUGUAAUAUUGGACACACGCCUCCAGAAACUGGUCCUAUAACUCACAACUAAAUGUUGGCCAACAAACAUCCCAAGGUCAGAAAAGGCGUUUCAAGAACAACAUUUUGAUCAGCCUCAAAAAUCACAUAAACAGAUCAAACUAUCUGGACAGAUUAUGCUAAAAACAGAACCCCAUGAACAGUUUACGUGAAGGAGCCACAUUCCAUCAAGACAAUCUCCGAAAUGCUGCCAGAGUUGAGCAGCAGCAAAAGAAGAGUCCCCACCAAAAAGACUCUCCACAUUCCACUUCCAGCACCUCACAUCAAUGCCCACACUGCAAGAAAGUUUGUGGCUGUGGUUGUUGAAUUGUUCUCAUCAGCCAUUUGAGACCUACAAAAUGGAUGCCCCAGGGGGACUAUCAUGAGCGACCGCCAAUGAUGAGGACUGUGGGAAAGCCAGACUUACCAAAGCUGCUGUAUAAAAUGCAUCAACAAUACUUUCCCAGCAAUAAUGUUGCUGACUUGACAUGUAAGUCAGUUCAAGAGUAUAUGAAUGAAUAAAAUUACAUGUUAACUUA